AUGCAGGAUCUCGAGGGAGGUGGUGGGCACGAUCCGAACACGGAGCCCCUGUUGACCGGCGAAGACGCAGAGAGCGCGGACGGCGGGGCCGGCUCCGCUGCCAAGUCGCUGGCGAGGCGCGGGCUGCAUAAGGCCAGCCGGUUCGUGGAGGACGCCUUCUUCGGCGUGAAGCGGGCGCAUCCCCUCGAGACGCGCGCCGCGCGGCGCUGGCACCGCGUGGCGGCCAAGGCGCGCGGCCCCAUGGUGGCGGCCCUCUGGGGAUACGUCCUCCUCACCUUGUUCGAGCGCCCGCAGUGGUGCAUUCGCUCGCGGCAGAUGGGCCACCAGGACCCCUGCGCGGACCCCAAGUACCCGACCUUCGACCUGGCCUCCGAGCUGCUAUUCCUGGCGCUCCUCGUCGGCCAGCUGGGAGUCGAGUACAUGUCGUUCGGGAGGGGGGCGUUCGAGGGGCGGCUGGACAGGCUGUUCGCCGGCCUGCUGGCCCUGGCGCUCGCGGACCUCGUCUACGCAUAUUGCACGCCGUACUCGUGGACGCGCCUGGCGCCCUUCGUUCGAAUCGCGCUCCUCGCCGUGCGGCACAAGGAGAUUCAUGGCCAGUUGGAGGUCAUGUACAGGAUCCUGCCAGCCUUUGGCUCCAUCUCUGCCCUCUUCGCACUGUUCGUCCUCCUGUAUGCGUGGUGCGGCUGCAUUCUGUUCUCGAGGGACGAAGCCUCCGGCAUUGAGGAUGCCCUGUUCUUUCCCAACCUGUGGGAAGGCAUGUGGACGCUCGUGGUCCUGACAACGACCAACAACAGCCCAGACAUGAUCAUGCCGGCGUACAGCUCCAACCGCAUGUCCAUCCUGUACUACAUGACCUUCCUCCUCCUGGCGUAUUUCUUUGGCUUGAACAUGAUAACCGCCAUCAUCUACAAGGAGUAUAACAGGGGCCGGGAGCUCAACUCGAUGAAGAGGCUGGCGCGCAGGGAGGAAAACUUGAGGGAGGCAUUCCGUUGGCUGGAUGACGGAACAGGCAUUGUUUCGGCUGAGAGGAUGAUGGAAGUUUUUGUGGAGCUGAACAAGACCACGGAGAUGGAGCACAUUGCUGAAGACCACGCGAAACUUCUUUUUGCAGCCGUGGACGUUGAUGGAGACGGAGCAGUCACCCAAGAGGAGUUCAUGUCUGUAUGCGACGUCUUGCAGGUGCGGUUUGUUGAGGUGAAGACUUCGGCGCCGUUCGAAGUGCGCUUUCCUUCCAUGCACCGGUUGUCGUGGUUCAGGCACUUCUGUGCCUUCAUAAAUGGCCGCGUUUUCGAUUCAAUCAUCGACGCAGUGCUCCUCAUGAACGCCGUGGUGUUUGUCAUGGAGAGCUCCCGGCCCCUGGGCUGGGACGUCCCCGACACUGGCAAACUCUCCAUCAUCUCUGGCUGGGCGGAGCCAUGCCUGUCCAUCCUGUUUGUGGCAGAGGCGAUCGCAAAGGUGUGCAUCAACGGCUGGCUCGCAUACUGGAGGAAACUUCGCAACAAAUUCGACCUCGCGGUCACCACCGGAACAGUGGCAGCUACUGUUGUCUUGCACGUUCCCGGCGCGUACGGCAACGCCAAACUCAUCCAGUGGUUCCAGGCCUGCAGGGCGCUUCGGGCUGUCAGGCACCUGGCAAGCUGCAAGGGCUUCAAGGCAAUCUGCUCCACCUUCGCGAAGGUGCUGGGCCCUGCGUCCCGACUCCUCAAGGUCCUGUUCGUCCUCGUCUUCCUGUUCUCCGCGCUCGGGGUGGAGAUAUUUGGCGGCAGGAUCAACCGUGACCCCGAAAGCCCGUACAAAGACCUGCUGGAGAGAAAGGCGCCCGGCUUCGCCCACCCCAGCCCGAAAUUCGACUUCCUGCCCGUCAAUUUCAAUGACAUGCCGUCCGGGAUGGUGACGAUGUUCAUGCUUCUGGUGGUCAACAACUGGGACGUGUUGGUGAGCGGCUUCGUGGCGGUCACCAGCCCCUGGUUCCGCAUCUUCUUCGUUGCGUUCCACUUCCUGGGGGUGCUCCUCUGCCUCAACCUGGCCACCUCGUUCAUCAUCGACAUCGCUAUUGAGUACUACAGCCUGGAGGACAGGUGCAGGAACGGCCCCGAGGCAGGUGGUGCCGCUCUGGGGAACGAGAUCGUUUUCGAGGCGCGCUGCGUCGCCGGGACGGAUACUGGACUCGGAGGCACGUACCGGGCGACGGCAAUGCCAAACAUGCCCAUUGCGCAAGAUGCGAGGGACCUUAUGAACAGGAUCUUUCAAGGCAGAGCGAACUGGUCGGGAGCGUCCUCCAGCAGGCAGGACUCAGGGGAGUCGACUGCGCGGGAGGUUCUGUCCCACCUCCAGAGUAUAGGCAGCGACAUCGACCGGCGAAAUCUGCCGGUGGUGUACGAGCAGGACGACCGGCCAUAA
Ostreobium quekettii is the source of this 2400-nucleotide messenger RNA. The record is from the annotation of a GenBank genome assembly. NCBI's taxonomy places the organism in Eukaryota, Viridiplantae, Chlorophyta, Ulvophyceae, Bryopsidales, Ostreobiaceae.